AUGGGUGGUACCAUUGGCGUCGUGAGCUGGAUACAUGGCCUUAUAGAGGCCGACUAUAAGAAGUACAGAGUCGGUUCGACCAUGAGGAUCGGCGCAGGUUCGGGCAUCACCAAGGAACAAAGUAUGGCUGGAAGAGCGCCACAAAUCGAGGUCUACGACAGUGAGGGGAUAUGGACUGGCCAUCAUGUCAAUUGGAAGCAAAGGGAAAUGAGGGACGGCGAGGCCACCAAGGAGCUUCGUGUGGCGCACAAGAGGCAAUGCGAAUACACAAUCUUCAACAGUAGGUUCGAUCCCCUGUGCGUGUCCUUUGUCAGUACAAAGUACCACGACAGGACGGCGACGAAUUCCAUGUCCUACGCCGUCAUUGGGGAGUUCGGAAAGUACUGCGGUGCGCGUUGGUACGAGAGCCAGUUCCAGCCAUAUCCCGGGAAUCCGUGGAAGACUGCUUGCAUGUGGAUCGGGCCCAGCGACAGUGGCCAUCACACGGGGUUCCAGGUCAGGUGGCCAGGAUUCUACGCUGGAGAAAAUACGGACCUGGCCACAAGGCUAAAAAACAACGAGACUAUUGAUCCAACCGAGCUGUGCGACGGCAUCACCUUUGGACUGCGCAUGGAGCAUCAUCCGUCAGUCCUGAUCUUCAACAACACCAACACCGGGAGGAUCGAAUACAUGAGCCCCGGAAACCCCGGACACCGCACUCGCCCAAGAUCCUGCAUUGACUAUCGCGAUGACCGGAGCCAGAGGGACCGCGACAUGGACCCCAACUUCCACGAACAGUGUUUCAGCAGGGACAAGGUCACUGGUCGGUUUUACUCCGAGUCGUGGUUUCCCGGCUGGGUUAGAACUUGGAUAGAGCAAAUCUGGGCGAUGAAAUGUAAGGUGCCCGAGGUCGGCUUCUGUCCCAUCCUCGCCCGCCCAAUCUCGGGCAGCGUCCUCGAUAUACAGAAACCCGACUUCAAGGACAGGCCAGACGAGCCCAAGAAGCCCAAGGGGGACAUGAAGCCCGAGGAGCCCGAGGACCUCGAGGAGCCUAGCCUGGUCCGCCGCGACGACUGGAUGACCCAACAGCUCACCCUCAGCAACCACGAGAGCCACUCCGCCCGCAGGCUCUGCGAGUCGGACAUGUCCCACGGCCCGGACUUUGCCCACGACGAGGAGCGCCUGUUCUGCGAGAUGGGCUCCAAGACCCUGUACCCCUUCUGCGGCGGCCCGGACGGCGACGGCCCCACCACCGACUGCUUCGACGCCGAGACGCGCACCCUCGUCGACACGGGCCGUCGGUACAAGCGCGACGCCGCGCCCGUGGCGGGCUACCUCGAGGUGCGCGACUGGCGGACCAGCAAGGCCCGGUACGACUGA
This is a messenger RNA of Purpureocillium lilacinum, 1359 nucleotides long. RefSeq lists its product as uncharacterized. The record is from RefSeq and is a predicted model, not a curated record. Lineage: Eukaryota; Fungi; Ascomycota; Sordariomycetes; Hypocreales; Ophiocordycipitaceae.